GCCUUUGGGGUGACAAAUGCCUCCUCCAAACUGCUAUCAGGAGACAGGGAGGGGUGAGCACUAUUCAAAAGAGAAAAGGGCCAAUGUUCCUGUCCAGGGUUCUGCCCGCUUGUUGGGGGUUGGGCUGUCCUCCUCCUUUCUCUCUGGAAUUGUUCCCAUUGUCAUGGUAAGAAACUCGUUGGCUCCACCCGGGACGAUGCUCAACGACCGCAGGAGGGGCAGGGCGGACCCGGGGCGGGGCGGGGGAAGGAGGGAACGGCCACUCGUGCUCAGGACUCGCUCUUUCCACCCUGCUCGCCGGAGCGAGAUGUGCGGGACUGCGCCCUCCCCCAAACUGCCAUCCCAGCGCGGGGAGCCACGUUCGCCACCGCCCUGCUGCUGUUCCCCGACCCGGCUGCCACCUCCGGACACCGCUCCGAGCCACAGGACAGGAAAAAGCAUGACACUCCUCCCAUCUCUGCCAAAAGCUGUGGUGUUUAAACAGCCAAAGCCAGGAGGCUUCAGCACCAGGGCUCUGCCCUGGAGGGCUCCUGGUCCUGCCCAUGCUGUGGGGGAGAAGAACACCAACUCACAGCCACUCAGGCCUGGCAGUCCUCUGCAGCGAGAGCUCAGCACACAUCCACAGAGGCAAGUCCAGCAUCUAAAAGAAGAAAAAUAAACAGCAGAAAAAGGUAAAUUCUUUUACUUCAAAGUUGUUUCAAGUUCUUAAAGCCCAAGCAACAUUUGCUCUGGAUCUUGUGUGGGUGAAUCACGAGCACUGGGCAAGGGUCAUGCCAUUCAUUUAGCUGUAAACCCAGGGUAAUUUAGAGGGGACACAAGAAGUGUUUGUGUAGGAACACGCGAGGGGAUGUCAAGGGGAGUGAGGUGGCAUUUUUGAGAGGAUUGCUGAGUUAACCCAAGGGAGCCCAGCAGACAAUUUCUCUGGGAAGUCCGAGGCCCCUGUGGAGCACAGCCAGGGCUCUCCAGGGGUAGCGGGGAGGGCUCAGAACUCGGGACUCUCUGCGUCCUCCUUCCUUGGCAGCAGCCGGUGAGGAAGGGAGGAGAGGCUCCGUGCGGGAUGAGACUGGAGAGAGCGAGCAGAGGAGCGGCCUCGGGCUGGAGAGGGGCAGGAGAAAGGCAAAGGGACCUCCCUGGGGUCACCAUGGCCUGUGGGGAACAGAAUGGACACUUGGAUGACCAGUGGAGGGGAGGAGUGGAUCUGAGCUCAUCUACAGGGAAAUGAGGAGGGGAUAUUUAGGGGGAAAAAGCUGAGGUGCUGAGGUCACUCACCCUGGCAGCAGUUGUGUUUUCAUUGAGUGCAAAAAGCCACAAGGAACCUUCCAGAAGCAGGCCUUCAUUACAUAGCUGGGAUUUCAGUUUGCUCAUUGAUUCUUGCCUCCAAUCU
Catharus ustulatus (Swainson's thrush) is the source of this 1384-nucleotide messenger RNA. RefSeq lists its product as uncharacterized. The transcript has 3 exons. Bases 17 to 658 code for a protein of 213 amino acids. The record is from RefSeq and is a predicted model, not a curated record. NCBI's taxonomy places the organism in Eukaryota, Metazoa, Chordata, Aves, Passeriformes, Turdidae.